ACUCCCCCUUCCCCCCACACUAGACUUUCUCUGGCUUGCUGACCUCACUGAGAUUGCUGCAGGUCUGGGGACCUGGGGGAGACAUGGAGAAAGAGACGGGGGAUCCCCUGGCUGGAGCUGACCAACAGAGUAGGCAGUCAUAUCUGGACAACUGGAUAUCAGAGUAAUGUUUGACCUCUGGAAACAUCUCUUACAGGACAGCCAGUCAAAAUUCACUAGGUAGGACAGUCAUCAGCUAGAAAGAACUGGAGCCUGGGGGCACCUGGCUGGAGAGGUAUGAGGGAUCCAAGCCAGUACCCUGCUCUCUGGCUCCCCCAUGGCAGUCCUCCAACUCUAAGCACUCUCAUUCUCCUGCUGCUCCUCUGUGGAUAUGCUCAUUCUCAAUGCAAGAUCCUCCGCUGCAAUGCUGAGUAUGUAUCGUCCACCUUGAGCCUUAGAGGUGGGGGUUCACCAGGAGCACUCCGAGGAGGAGGAGGAGGCCGGGAUGGAGGGGUGGGCUCCAGUGGUCUCUGUCGAGCCCUCCGCUCCUAUGCGCUAUGCACUCGGCGCACAGCCCGCACCUGCCGUGGGGACCUCGCCUUCCACUCUGCGGUGCAUGGCAUCGAGGACCUGAUGAUCCAGCAUAACUGCUCCCGCCAGGGCCCCACGGCCCCUCCCCCGCCCCGGGGCCCAGCCCUUCCAGGCGCUGGGCCCGUCCGCUCCUCUGGCCCCGCCCUUGCAGGCGCGAGCCCCGCCCUCUCCUCCGGCUCCACAGCCCCGGACCCCUGUGACUAUGAAGGUCGGUUUUCUCGGCUGCACGGUCGUCCCCCGGGCUUCCUACACUGCGCCGCCUUCGGGGACCCCCACGUGCGCAGCUUCCACCACCACUUUCACACGUGCCGUGUCCAAGGAGCUUGGCCCCUGCUGGAUAAUGACUUCCUUUUUGUCCAGGCCACCAGCUCCCCCGUGGCUUCGGGGGCCAACGCCACAACCACCCGGAAGCUCACCAUUAUAUUUAAGAAUAUGCAGGAAUGCAUUGAUCAGAAGGUCUACCAGGCUGAGGUGGACAAUCUUCCUGCAGCCUUUGAAGAUGGUUCUAUCAAUGGAGGUGCCCGACCUGGGGGCUCAAGUUUGUCCAUUCGAACUGCUAAACCUGGGAGCCAUGUGGAGAUCCAAGCUGCCUAUAUUGGUACAACUAUAAUUAUUCGGCAGACAGCUGGGCAGCUCUCCUUCUCCAUCAAGGUAGCAGAGGAUGUGGCCAGGGCCUUCUCAGCUGAGCAGGACCUACAGCUCUGUGUUGGAGGGUGCCCCCCAAGUCAGCGACUCUCUCGCUCAGAGUGCAAUCAUCCGGGAGCUAUAACCAUUGAUACUGCCAGACAGCUGUGCAAGGAAGGGCUGCCAGUUGAAGAUGCUUACUUUCAUUCCUGUGUCUUUGACGUUUUAAUCUCUGGUGACCCCAACUUUACCGUGGCAGCUCAAGCUGCUCUAGAGGAUGCUCGAGCCUUCUUGCCAGACUUAGAAAAGCUGCAUCUCUUCCCCUCAGAUGCUGGGGUUCCUCUUUCCUCGGCAACCCUCCCAGCCCCACUCCUUUCUGGACUUUUGGUUCUGUUGCUUUGCAUUCAAUAAGUAGGCCAGAAAGCCCUUGAUUGGUUUGAAAAUGAUUUGGGCAUACAGAUUGACAAGGGAGAACAUGAAGAAUCACUGAAGCAAUCAGCUGGGACUGGGAGACACACAAAACAAUGCCAUCUACAUUUAUCCAGAAUCAGAUAAGUCUGUACUUCAAAGCUGAAAUAAUCACAGAAUAAGGAUUCUGGGCCAGGCUUCUGCAUUCCAGACCUCUUUAGGGACUCUUCACCAGUUUCCCCAGUCCCGUUUACAGUGAGUUGUUUCAGUCCAUCUACACCCAAGAUCACCCCCACAAGCUUAGAGGUUAUAGUGGUCCUGAUGAUCAGUAGAAAACUGAAGGGUUGAGACUUUUAAGAGGACAGAACUAAAAGAGGAAGACAUGAUCAUUACCCAUAAAUAAACUCAAUGAUUUUCUAGUGAUUUUCUCUUGGAAGGUGGAAAGAGGAAAAAAUGAUUAGGGAAGAGUCUAUUGGAUGAAUAUAUAUAUUUGAGGAGGAUGUGUUCUGCUUUCUUGGUUCAGAAAUGAAGUGGGAGUUGUCUGGAUCUUAGGUGAAAGGGAUCUCUGCCUUUGGAGAAUGGCACUGAUAAUAAAGAAACUAUCAUCCCCACCCCUAACCAAACUGUUAUUAAAGCUAUGAAUUCUUCA
Pteronotus mesoamericanus is the source of this 2251-nucleotide messenger RNA. It is a transcript of the gene HJV, whose product is annotated as hemojuvelin BMP co-receptor. Gene Ontology annotation, biological process: BMP signaling pathway. The record is from RefSeq and is a predicted model, not a curated record. Gene Ontology annotation, molecular function: coreceptor activity. Gene Ontology annotation, cellular component: plasma membrane. Lineage: Eukaryota; Metazoa; Chordata; Mammalia; Chiroptera; Mormoopidae. The transcript has 4 exons. Bases 277 to 1605 code for a protein of 442 amino acids.